GUCUGUAGGAAGCACCAUCUUUGGAUUGAGAGUGGAGGUCAAAACUAUAGACUAGUAACUUAUAAAAAUUACAUACCGGUUAGUUCAUCGUAACACUUGACGUCUGAACGAACGAUCAUGCGUAGCUCCGCUAGCGCCAUCGGGCGGCGAUUAUACGCAGCGCAGGCCGCCGCUGCACAGAAGACGGAGGCUGUUCAAGCUUCCCUUCAGAAAGAGCAGCCGAAAAUCAGCAAACUAGCCAACGGGAUCCAGGUUGUCUCAGUAGAGAAUUUCUCUCCGGUGUCCAAGGUGGUGGUUGUAUACAACGCUGGAGCGCGAUUCGAAAGCUCACAGAACCUAGGAGUAACCCACGCUCUCCGAAAUGCUGGCGCACUCGCAACAAAGGACACGUCGUUCUUCGGCAACGUUCGUAACCUGGAGUCGUUCGGAGCGAGUCUCUCCGCGACGGGAACAAGAGAACAUCUCAUCUACACGCUGGACGUCCUGCGAAACAACUUUGACGCAGCGAUGCCGUUUCUCGCCAGCGUCGUCACCGCGCCCGUGUUCAACCAAUGGGAGCUCGACGCUGCCGCCAACAGACUGAAGGUGAACCUAGCACACUACGAGCAGUCGGCGUGCAUGCGCGUCAUGGAGACGGUGCAUGCAGCAGCCUACCGCGACACCCUCGGCCGCUCACUCUACUCCCCCGCCUACAUGGUCGGCCGCCACGACGCCGCCGCCAUGGCCGACCACUGGGGGCGCUACUGUACGCCGGGUCGUCUCGCCGUCGUCGGCCUCGGAGUCUCGCACGCCUCGCUCAUCGAUCACGUCUCACACAGGUUCACAGCCGCGGCAGGGGGCGCCAGCGCCGACGCGACCACCGCGCGUUUCGGCGGCGGUGAGAUUCGAGAGCUCACGGGGGCGCCACUCGCACACGCCGCCGUUGUCGCAGAGGGCGCCGCCGUCACGAGCGCGCGCGACGUGGUGGCGCUAGCGCUGCUGCAGAAGCUGCUCGGCGCCGGCCCGACGAUCAAGUACGGCGCGACGGCGACGACCUUGACCUCGUCGCUCGCGAAGGUCGCGACGGGACCGUUCGCGGCGUCGGCCGUCAACGCCAGCUACACGGACUCCGGAGUGUUCGGCUUCUACGUCGUCGGGCAGCCGGCGGACAUGGCCGCGCUGCUGCGCGCGGGCAUGGAGGAGGUCCGCUCCCUCGCGAAGAACGGCGUCACGGAUCAGCAGCUGCAGCAGGUGAAGCAGCAGCUGGCAGCUGCCGUGCUCAUGGAGGAGGAGGAUGCUAACGAGUACGCGAUCUGCCUCGCGACACAGGCUCUUCACUCCGGCGACUUGAUCAGCAGCAACGACGUCCUCGCUGCCAUCGCCGCGGCAACCGCCGCCGACGUCGCCGCCGCCGCGAAACGCAUCGUCACCGGAAAGCUGGCGAUGUCUGCCGUGGGAGACCUCCGAAACACGCCCUACCUCGACGAGCUCGUCUAAUUAAUAUGCUAAUUAUGUCGAGCGGUUAACGAGGUGGCGUCGUUGUUAUUGUAACUGUAAUUAUUGGUUAGGUAAUCGGUUGAGGGAGACUAUCUCCUGCCAACCUCCGCCGGCCGUAUAGGUGGCGCUGACGUGCCUAGAGCUUCGUCGAAGUUUAGCGGGUUUGUCCAUCGAUUAGCAAAUAGCGUAACGUGCAGCUGGCAGCGUGCGCGUCGUCGAGGUACACUUUACCGGCAGAGGAAUUUUGCGACAAUUCUGGUGUUCAAUGUAAGGCCAUCGGUCAGUUUUGUUGUCAAUAAAAUUAAAUUAAUGUGUUCAAAAGCUAA
Priapulus caudatus is the source of this 1802-nucleotide messenger RNA. Its product is annotated as cytochrome b-c1 complex subunit 2, mitochondrial-like. Gene Ontology annotation, molecular function: metal ion binding. The coding region runs from base 118 to 1476 and encodes 452 amino acids. The transcript has 7 exons. Gene Ontology annotation, cellular component: mitochondrion. The record is from RefSeq and is a predicted model, not a curated record. NCBI's taxonomy places the organism in Eukaryota, Metazoa, Priapulida, Priapulimorpha, Priapulimorphida, Priapulidae.